Chenopodium quinoa (quinoa) is the source of this 984-nucleotide messenger RNA. RefSeq names its product B3 domain-containing protein Os06g0112300-like. The transcript is spliced from 3 exons. The coding region runs from base 138 to 767 and encodes 209 amino acids. NCBI's taxonomy places the organism in Eukaryota, Viridiplantae, Streptophyta, Magnoliopsida, Caryophyllales, Amaranthaceae. Gene Ontology annotation, molecular function: DNA binding. The record is from RefSeq and is a predicted model, not a curated record.
GUAAGUCAGAAACUAAAUUGAAAGCUAGUGUAGCAGUCUAGCUGAGGCAAUCUUUUGCUCUGACUUUGAGCAAUAGAGGUGAAAGAGAAAAUCAUCAAAAUCUUACCAUUUUUGCAAUCUAUAGCUUGCUUUCAGAAAUGGGUGACAAAUUAGAACCACAACAAAAUAAUGAGCAAGUAGUAGCUGAACCAGAGUGGGCAGAGUCUGAUCAUGGAGUUGAACUUGAACCUGACCAUGAACCCGAAGCCGAUCCUGUACCAGAACCUAAAGUUGAACUUAAACUUGAAGUUGAACCUGACCAUGAACCCGAAGCUGAUCCUGUACUAGAAUCUGAAGUUGAACCUGUGGCUGCAGAUUCCUGCAAGGAUAUUGAUAUCGAGCCACUUUCAGGAAAGCCUUACUUUCCUAUAGUUAUUGUCAAGUCACAUGUCGGCCUUGUUGCUUAUAAAUAUCAACUGAUAUUACCUAUAAAAUUUUCUCAAGCCCUUCCCAACAAAACAAUCCCGGUCAUCUUAACUCGCGGUGGAAACAGCUGGGAGACAGCUUAUUUAGGUGACAAAACACCAUCUAAUAAAAGGUUCGACUCUAGGUGGAGAGCAUUUGCUGAGGACAACAAUCUAAAGGUUGGAGAUGUUUGUGUUUUCGAGCUCGUGGAACAAAGUGAUACUUUGCUCAAGUUCAAGGUUCAGGUCCUUAGAGGUGAUUUUCCAUCUAUGUUACUAUACAAGGAAGAUGGUACCAUCAACAAUCCCAUAGUUGUUGAAUAAAAUUAGUCAUGUUUCUUUCUCUAGUAUAAUUAAUAAAUUAGCUAGGUUGUUUAUUAGUAAGUGGUCUUUUGUUAACUUAUUUACGAAAUAUAUUUGACAUAGCUUGGUAUGACCAUAUGAGCGUAUGACCUCUCCAUUAAUGUGGUUUUUGUAUUAGCUGCUAUGUAUUGUAUACAAGUAGAAUGGAGGUCCGCGUAAACAAGCUGGUUAUUGUUUU